This is a messenger RNA of Erigeron canadensis, 833 nucleotides long. Its product is annotated as NAD(P)H dehydrogenase (quinone) FQR1-like. Lineage: Eukaryota; Viridiplantae; Streptophyta; Magnoliopsida; Asterales; Asteraceae. The record is from RefSeq and is a predicted model, not a curated record. The coding region runs from base 168 to 779 and encodes 203 amino acids. The transcript has 4 exons. Gene Ontology annotation, molecular function: FMN binding; NAD(P)H dehydrogenase (quinone) activity.
CGACUAGGUUUGGUUUUGUCCCGUUGACAUUUUUUUAAUUUUUCAUGAGAUGAUCAUUUUCUUCUCCAAGGCGCAUAUACCUCUUCAACCCAUCAUAGUAUCGAUAAGUUUGUGAUUCGCUAAUCAUUGAAGAAGUUAACAAGCCUGUCGUGAAUUCAUUUCAUCAAAUGGCUACUAAAGUCUAUAUUGUGUAUUAUUCCAUGUAUGGACAUGUAGAGAAGCUAGCUAACGAGAUAAAGAAAGGGGCUGCAUCCGUUGAAGGAGUUGAAGCCAAGUUAUGGCAGGUACCUGAAACAUUCGAUGAUGAGGUGCUUUGGAAAUGGGGUGCACCUCCCAAGAGUGAUGCACCAAUAAUCACACCAACAGAACUUGCUGAAGCCGAUGGAUUUGUUUUUGGAUUCCCAACAAGAUUCGGUAUGAUGUCAUCUCAGUUUAAGGCAUUUUUUGAUGCCACUGGCAGUCUUUGGAGAGCACAAAAACUUGCUGGUAAGCCUGCCGGUAUCUUUAAUAGCACUGGGGCUCAAUGUAGUGGCGAAGAAACUACCCCAUUGACUGCAAUUACUCAGCUUGCUCACCAUGGUAUGAUCUUCGUGCCAAUUGGAUAUACUUUUGGACCCAACAUGUUUGAAAUAGAGAAGGCAAAAGGUGGAAGUCCAUAUGGUGCAGGAACUUAUGCAGGGGACGGGUCAAGACAACCAUCUGAGCUCGAGUUGAAGCAAGCUUUCCAUCAAGGUAAGCACAUUGCUACCGUCACUAAGAAACUCAAGGGAAGCUCGUAAUUUAACUACUUUACCUGAAGUUUUACUAUAUUAAUACACAUUGCCUUUUACUCA